Trypanosoma rangeli is the source of this 1059-nucleotide messenger RNA. Its product is annotated as TPR Domain containing protein. The coding region runs from base 1 to 1059 and encodes 352 amino acids. Gene Ontology annotation, molecular function: molecular adaptor activity; protein binding. Gene Ontology annotation, biological process: post-translational protein targeting to endoplasmic reticulum membrane. The record is from RefSeq and is a predicted model, not a curated record. Lineage: Eukaryota; Euglenozoa; Kinetoplastea; Trypanosomatida; Trypanosomatidae. The transcript has a single exon. Gene Ontology annotation, cellular component: membrane; TRC complex.
AUGGCUUCAGCAGAGGAACUGAGAAAGGAAGGUAAUACUGCUUUUACGGCAGGGCGUUACCAGGAGGCGCUGACGCUUUACGAGCAAGCCAUUACAUUGGACGCAGACAAUGUUGAUCUUCUUAACAACGCCGCGGCAGCCAGUCACGCGCUGGAGAAGUAUGAUGACGCCAUUGCCUACGCGAGACGAUCUUUGUGUGUCCGCGACAACUUUAAGGCGCAUACACGUGUGGGGGCAGCACUGUGGGCCUUAAACCGAAUCCCUGAAGCCUCAAUGGAGUACGAACGUGCGGCAGCAUUGUCGCCCGGGAAUCCAAGUGUCGAACAGAGCCGACAGACACUGUUACGAUUGCUGCAAAGCUCCUUGGGGGGCGGCGGUGCCACGUAUCCUCCCAGUUCCACUGGGAAGCUAGGGGUGUGCCUCGACGUUGCCGCCGUGGCAAUCGCCGUAUUGACCAUGUUUUCGCUGUUUUUUAUGCCCAAGCUAGCUGGAAAUAUGUGGAUGGCAUUAAUGACGGUGACCGUUGCGCAACAGGCAAGCAUUGCAAGCUCACAAGGUCUCCUUCGGGCGUCUAAGGAAGCCCUCUUGAAAUGGGCUGAUCACCGCUGUACACUGGAAUUGUUGCUUUGUCUCGUUGCUUUACUUUCCGGGGUGGGGCCGCAGAUGCUUCUGGUGGGCUCACUAGGAGUCUAUAGUGCGGUAAGUCUGGCCGCGAAUCACACAACACUAUCAAACAUGUCACCGACUCUGUAUCGCCUCUGUUCAUCGUAUCUUCAGAGUAUUUUAACUGAGCGAGCCAUGGUUGCCAACUAUGCUGCAACCCUGGAGGCUAUCAUGCUCUUCACCGUCAUGUUCUCAGGUGGAGCCAUUUUUACUCUUGCUUACAUUCAGUACGUUAAGAAUAUAUAUCGGAUUGACAGCAACACAAAAAUCGCGUUUACAGGUCUGCGAAUGAACCUCUCACGUAUUACCCGUCACCCAUACAUGCCUCUGUUUGUGGAUACCUAUAUGCAGAAGUUUUGUGAUUUGAUUUACACGCUUUCCCAACAGGCCUUUUAG